UAGAAUGGCUUUGUCCACGGCUUCUCCCUGGCUCGCACCACAUAGGCCGCUGUUCAUUAUCACCCCCUUUGAGCCCAUGGCUGUUUUCCGCCCUCGAAGACCAUGCUCGUAUGGACAGACAUGGUUGGAACCGUAACUGAACUGAACAUCAUAGGCACUGAUUUGAGCUCUUUGUGUGCUAAAGACUACUAAUACUACCUAUCUACCAGCGCCGGCUAGAUCUCUUGCUUGGGACGAUCGUCACUCGCAACGGAACCCCGUCUAGACGUCCAUCUACAACGACUCACUCAACCCAGCUCACUCACACAGAACAAAGCGCAACCCCAAACCAAAAUGGCACUAGACCUGAACGCCGACAUCCUCGGGACCCUCGACCGCUCAGCUCUCCUCGAGUUCGCCGCCUUCCUCCGCAUCGCCCUUCCUCCUCCGGCCGCGUACACCUCCCCCUCCCCCUCCCAGAGCAACACGGCCGUCCUGCCGCAAACAUGGCUCGACGCCCAGCAGUCCACCAUAACCACGCUCUCAAGCGAACUCCUCGCCCGCGGCACCGUUACUACCACCGCCAUCGCCAUGCUCUCGCACUCAUUCACCAGACUCUUCCGCUCCAACCACCACCACCACCACCACCACCACAGCCACCUUUCUUCUUCCCCGAUCUUGGGCGGGAUGAAGUUAUGUCCGGCCCACAAGAAGCUCGACGCCGACUUGCUAACCCACUGUUUCGCACUCCUCGCGGCCGAGGUCUCGGUUCGGUGCGACGUGCUCAAGGGGUAUCUCUCCUCCUGUCGUCGUCGUCGCCUCCACCACGCACAUUCCCACCAUCACCAGAAUUCCGAAACGGCGGCGGCGGCACAGGCGCGGAAAGAGUUGAAAAGGAUGGUGGAGGUCCUCAGCGGCGUGGCCAGCUUGUACCUCUCCUCCGAGCAGUUCGAGCGGUGUUUCGGCAGCACCAAGCCCAAGUAUACUUUCCAGAAGGUGCAGAGUGGCUGCCCGGCGUGUGUGUUGGCCGUUGUGGGGGGACGCAGGGAGGUGUUGGUUGCGCUGCGGGGGAAUAUGCUCGGCAGAGCGAAGGGCAAGGAGCCGAGGUUGUUGAGGCUUGUGGAGGCGUGGAUGGAGAUGUUUGGCGGCGGGGUGGGUGUGGAGGCCGCGAUAAGGAGGGAGAGUGAUGUGCUUGCACAAGAGGUGAGGAAUGUUCGGAGGGUGAUGCAUGAGAGGAAGGUGCAGAGAAGGGCCAGGAAGGGUAAGGAGGAGGAGGACGGGGGCAAGAGUAGGCACCGCGGUGGCAUGCCGGCGGGCGCGAAGGUGGUUGAUGGCGUGCCCAUGCCCCAGGUCAAGGUGUAUGGGGAUCAUCCGCCAUCCCACAAUUAUCCCGCCUUCGGGCUGGAUGGCGCGCGACGCUCCGACGACCUUCCUGCCGCUCGCAGGGACGAAGAGACGGGCCAGUGGGAUAUUUGGCCGUCUUCCGUCUCGUCCAGUUGUUCCUCCUCCACCUCCGUCGACUCUGACGCCGAACUCAACGCAAAUCGGGAGUUCCUCCCCGCCCGCAGGCACUGGCCUCAAACUCACCGCACCACCACCCAACGGAAUGCGAGCCGCCGCGAGAGCGAGAGCAUCUACAGCACCGCUGGUGCGGGAGCCGUCGACAGGCCGAGCUCCAUCCUUCGCGACGCACCGCGCCCUAGCGAAUACACCGACGUGCGGCUGGACGAUGACGAGAGCGUGAGGAUCUUCCUGGACCAGCGCCAGUCCCAAUCUCAGUCCCGGUCGACGCGCUCCCGUCGGCAGAGCCAACAGUCGACGAGCACCGACUGGGCGGAUUUCUACUUGAACUAAAAGAAGGUGAGGUGGCGAGAUGGUAAGCUGACUUGUCUUCUGUUUAGACAUCGAGCAUAAUGCUGGUGGUACCCGAGAGGAGAGGUAAAGGAAAGACGCUCUGUUUACUUUUCACCGAGCUCUGGGUCUGUUGUUCCCGUUUCCCCCUUCUCCCCUGUCUGGUUACUCGACUGCCUCUUUUACAGAGUUCGUCUGCUACAC
Molecule: messenger RNA, 2034 nt
Organism: Chaetomium strumarium
Lineage: Eukaryota; Fungi; Ascomycota; Sordariomycetes; Sordariales; Chaetomiaceae
Exons: 1
Coding region: 334-1833 (499 amino acids)
Source: RefSeq, a predicted model, not a curated record